Molecule: messenger RNA, 6324 nt
Organism: Rotaria sp. Silwood1
Lineage: Eukaryota; Metazoa; Rotifera; Eurotatoria; Philodinida; Philodinidae
Source: the annotation of a GenBank genome assembly
AUGAAUGAAAAUUUUGAUGAAGAUACAAAACAACGUCGACGAUAUGUAAGUGAAUCAAAUACAAAUCAUGAUGAAUAUGAUUCAAAUUUACUUGUUACUUCAUUUCUUCAAUAUUUACGUAAUGAAUUAAGAAAAUCAACAAAUGAUAAAACAAAUGAUUUUGAUCAACAUACAAAACAGAAAUCAUCGAAAAGUGCAAUAUCAUCAUCAAUAAAAAUAUCACAAUCGAUUAUAAUGAAUGCUCAAUUAAAAGAUGAAAAUAUAUAUGAAACAAAUGAUUAUAAUGAAAUAUUAACAUUAAUUAAUUUACUUUGUUUACGUGUUGAAUGUUUAUCAUAUGAAAAAAAAAUAAAAAAACGAAAAAAAAAAACAAAAAAAAAAAAAGAUAAAUAUCCAAGUGUUACUGAAAUUGAUCAAAAUUUAAUUGAAUAUCUUUAUUAUCUUUUUAAAAAAUUUAUUUAUAAUGAUACAAAUAUAUCAAAUGAUUUUAAAACACCAAUUAUUGAUAAAAAUAAUUUUGUUAGUAUUUGUCAAACAUUAGUACGUAAUGGUUGUUUUGAUAUACCAUCAACAACAAUAUCAAAAUCACCAAAUCAAUCAUUUUCAGAAUCAUUAAGUAUAAGUGAUAAUACAUUAAUUUCACAAACAAUUGUACAUGAAUAUUAUCAUCCAGAUACAAGUCAAAUUUUAGAAGAAAAAUCAUUUACAAAUGAACAAAUUUCUUUAAUGACAUUACCUGAAAAAGAUACUUGGCUUGUUGUAGAUAUUGAACCAAUACAAUCUGAAGAAACUUUAAAACCUUCUGAAUACAUGUGUUCACUACCAAGAUCAACAACAGAUGAACAAUUAUUGAUAACCAAUGAUGUUUAUAAAUCAUGCGAAUCUGGAUCAUCACAUAGCAUUUAUUUAUCACCAAAUUCUUCGUCAAUUGAUUUACCAAAUAUGGUACUAGAAUUCGAUGAAAUAAAUCACCAAUCUAAUACAUCAUUCAAUGAAGAUGGAUCAUCAUCGAAUGUCAUCAGUGAAUCGAAAACAAUAAUAACCAAUGAUUUAUCAAAUGAUGAUAUUCAAUCUUUGUCUAUAACAAGCAAUACCAUUUGCACAAGAUUAACUAAUGAUACUAGUUCGAUUGAAAAUAGUGAACAGAUGACAACAAAUAAUACUGAUAAAAUGUCUCGACGUGAAAAAAAAAUGCACGAACGUUGGUCAACAUCAAAAAAAACUGAUGAAAAUAAUAAUGAACAACCAUCAACAAAAACAAUAUUAGGUAUACAAUUCCCGCCGAUUGCUGUUCUUCGACGAAAAUUUUCAUCAUCAUCAUCAUCAUCGUCAUCAAUCAAUAAACAACAAAAAAAUAAAACUGGUAUAAAUCCAAAUGAAAAAUUAAACGUAAAUACAUUUAUGACAGUGAAGGAGAUUAACACAUUGCCAACGACAAUCACAGUGGAACAAACGAAUCUUGAUCAAACAGUUGAAUUACCAUCGAAAGAUCUAUCAUUGUUGAUAAGCACGAAUGUCGAUAAAAACAAUGAUGAUGGACAACUGCCAGUAACUAUAUCUAAUUUUAUUUGUUUACCAGAAGAAGAAGAAGAAGAAGAAAUCAAAAUGAGAAAAAAACAAGAUCCAUUAUUAACAGACAUAGAUUAUCAAACAGAAACAUUAACAAAUAUUCAUAAUGAUUCAAUUGAUAAUCAACAAACUAAUAAUGAAAAUAGUUCAGUAAUAAGAAGUAAUCCAUUAGAUUCGAAUUUAUUUUCUUCUUCUACUUCUUCAUCUACAUUAAUAUCAAUAUCUUCUCCUUCAACGUCAUUCACGAAUGAAAGCAAUACUAUCGAAUAUUUACCAAAAGAAAAAGAAGAAAAAAAAGAAGAACAACAACAUUGUGACGACGUCUACAAUGUCGAAGAAGAGAAAAAGAACAACAGUAGCUUCGUACAUGACUAUCACGCGUCGGGAAUAAUAUUAAGAAACGACGAGCUAAGACAAACAGUCUUAUUACAGCAAGAGAAAAAAGAAAAAGAAAAACGAGAGGAAAGAGAACGACCAUCAUCGUCAUUACCAACACUAGAGCAAUUCAACAAACAGCGGAUAGAAGAUGAGUCGCCAAUACAAACGCUAUCAAACAAUUUAAAUCAAAUGGCAAUGGCUAAUAUUGAUCAAAAUGAAGAACAAUAUAAAAAAGUUGAAAUAGAAGAAAUUCCUGAUGAUGAAGAAAUCUUAUCAAAAAAAACAAAUAAUUCAAUCGAACCAACUGAUUAUAUUCUUACUGAUGAAGAAACAAAACAACAAAAACAAUCUUCACCACAACCAAAUAUAACAAUACCUAAUGAUGAUUCUAUAAAAUUUGAAAAUGUUUUUUCAUGUUAUGAAAAAGCAAUAUCUAAAAUAAUUGAUACAAAUGAUGAUUCAUCACAAAUUUCAAAUACAUUAUCUUCAGAAUCAUCAACAACAACAACAAAUCAACCACCGGCUAAUGAUCCUAUUGCAUUACGUGCUCUACAACGUUUUGAAGAACGUAUGAAUGCUGCUGCUAAAAAUAUUAAAACAGAUACAAAUUUAAAUGCAUCAAAAAGUAAAUCAUCAUGGUCUGGAACACUUUCAACUUCACGAAAAUCACUUGAAAAUUUAUUCAAAAAUAUUGACCAACAAUUAAGUACAACUCCAAUUACACUUAAUAAUGAAUCAACAACAGUACUAUCAUCUCAAUCGGAUAGUUAUAUACGACCACGUCAAACAUUUGAUGACAGUAAUUUUAAUUAUGGUAUGGCACUCAAUUCAUUUAGUACAAUAAGUUCAACUAUUGAUAAGAGUAAAAUUGAUGAUAAAAAAAUAGACGAACAACAGCAGUCGUCAACAUUAGUAGAAAAUGAUGACAAACGCGUUGUUGAUAACAAGUCAACGAACAUUGUUGACUUUAAAGAUCAGCAAGAAGAAGGACAACAACAAAGCGCAAAUAAUGCAACAAUGACAAGUGAAAUUGAUCUCAAAAAUGAAAAAGAAAGUUUAAGCUUAAUAUCUUUACCAUCAACUGAUAAAUCAAUAAUAAGUAGUCCAUUAAAUGUAGUCACGACACAAUCUUCAUUAACAGAAGAACCAGUUAUAAAACCAUAUGGUUUUCAACUUGAAGGCCGUCGUCGUUUAAACGCUCUUGAAGUAAUGCGUGAACGUCGUCAAAGUCGUGAAUUUCUCGAUAAAAUGGAAUUAGAAAAACAACAGCAGCAACAACAACAACAACAACUUCAAAAUGAAUAUACAAUUAAAGCCGAAGAAGUACAAGAUCCUAUUGUUCGUCGUGCACUUGAACGUUAUGAUGAAAAAAAUCGUAAAUUAAUUCAAACAAAAUCAGUAAAUUAUGAUGAUAUUCAAGAUCCUAUUACACGACGUGCAUUAAUGCGUCUUGAAUCAAAUUUAAAACGAGUUAUGCCACCACCACCACCACCAUCAACAACAAUAAAUGAUUCAAAUGAAAAUUGGUAUACAGAAAAUUAUACACUUGGUUCAUUACAACCUACUAAUGAUCGUUUAUCACGUUAUAAUAAUUCAUUUCAAUCACCAACAUUAAAUAAUCGAACAAAAUAUAUAUCUGUACAUCAACGUUAUUGUACACCAUCAUCAAAUGAAAUAUCUGAUUUAUCAACAACAAAUAAUCUUAUGUCAUCAAGUGAACAUGAUUUACCUAUAACAUAUGUACCAACACAAUCAAUUUAUGUUACAUCAAAUAAUCAACAACAAAAACAACCAAGUAAUAUUCGUCAACGAUCACGUUCUGAAGAUAUGCUUACAUCAAGAGAUUUAACUAUUGGUCAAACAACAAAUCUUGAUGAUGUUGAUACAUCAUCACAAUUACAACGUAAUCGUUCAUCAAAUGAAAUUGCAUUACUUGAUUCAGAAUUUCAUUUACCAAAUACAUUAAUUAAAUCUCUUGAACCAAAUUUUGUUCGUACAACAGAAUCAUCUGUUAGUUAUGUUACACCAACACAAACAUAUUCAGCAUAUAGUUGUGAAUAUACACGUCCACGUCGAAAUCCUUUACUAACAUCAACAACAUCAUCAUCAUCAGAAACACCACUAGAAUUAAAAAAUGAUUCAAAUCAAUUAUCUUCUUCUUCUUCAUAUUCUCAACAAGAACAAAAUGAAAUUCAACGUCCAAUACCAUAUCGACCAACAAUUGAUAAUCAAUAUGAAACUCAAUCUUCAUCGGCAUUUGCACCUGUUCGUUCAUCUACAUCAACAACAACAAGUAAUUAUUAUAAUCAACAACCAAUACCAACUCCUUCAUAUGGUUCACCAUAUACAUCAAGUACUCUUAAUCAAACACCUUAUUCAGAUGAUCCAAUUGUUCGUCGAGCAGUUGAACGAUUUAAUACACAAUUACAAAAUAGUCUUCUAUCAACAUCUCAAUAUCAACCAACAAAUAAUUAUUUAUCACAUUCAGCAAAUAUUCAAGAACCAUGGUUAAAUUCAAAUCGUUCAACAUUAAUGACAACAAGUACAAGUAGUAAUAGUAGUAGUACAGCAGGAGGUUAUCAAUCAAUUAUUGGACGUCGUCGUUUUACACGUUAUGAUGAUCCAAAUAAUUUUCUUGAUCAAUCAAGUGUUGGUGAUGCUUAUUCAUCAUCUGUAUUUGUUAAUCCACAGAAUCCAUAUUUAAUGACAAAUCAUUAUAUGAAUAUGUCUGAACAACCUCCUGUUAUCCCACCACGUUUACGUCGAAUGAAUUAUCAAAAUGAAGAUAUCAAUGAUCAAUAUCGACGUCAUUCAAUAGAUGAAUAUUUAUCAGAAAACAUUAAUAAUAAUAAUAAUAAUAACAUUAACAAUAAUAAUAAUAAUAAUCAUUCACUUCCACAAGAAACAUUUAUUCAUUAUGCAUAUCCAGCAACAAUAACAAAUACAACAAGUAGUUUUCGUCCUAUAAAUAUGGAUUAUAAUCAACAAUAUGAUUCAUCGAAUCAAUUAUCUCAAGAACAAGAUGAUCUACAUCAUCGUUCUCAAUCAGUAUCAAGUACGAAUUCAACAGAUAGUCUUAAACAACAACAACAACAACAACAACAAUUGAGAUCAGCAAGACCAACUAAUAUACGAACAUCAUUAAAUAAUCAACAAAAAGUACCACCACCAUCUAUAGCUGUACGAACAAGUACACAACAAAAUGAACGUAAAACAAAUGAAAAAAAUAUAUCAAAUAAAUUAUCACCGGUUAAUACUCAAUCACCAUCAGGUCAAACACCAUCUAAUAAUGGAAAUCAACCAAAUGAUUCUGUCUUUCAUCGUCUUGCUUAUACAGGUACAAAAGCAUCAUUAUCAAAAUCAAAUUCAAAUUCUUGUUCAAAUUUAAUAAAUAAAAAUUCAACAACACAAUUAAAAUCAUGUGAAAUUGAUUUUGAUGAUACAUUAAAUUCAACAGCAACAAUAACUGAAAAUAUUAAUGAAGAAAAUUCAUCAUUAGAUAAUAAAUAUCAACGUUCAAAAUCUGUUGAUGGUCGAACAAGAAUAAAACUUUCUCAAAGUCGUACAAAUCAACAAUCAACAAUAGAUAAUGAUGAAAAUAAUAAUACAAUUCAUAAUGAACAAGAUAAACCAAUACCAUCAUCAAGAUUUACUCCUAUUAAUAUACGUCGUGAAGCACCAAUAAAACCACCAAAUAGAAAUAAUUUAUCAUAUACAAAAACUACAAAUGGUAUUCGAACACAUGGUUCAAAUGGAAAUAUAAUUGAUACAUAUAAUCAACAACAAGAUAUUGAAAAUAAUGAAAAUAUAUCAUUUAAUACUGAUAAUCGAACACGUACAACAAUACCUGUUCAACAUUAUACAACACAUAAUCAUAUUCAAACAUCAUCAUCAACAUCAUCUGUUAAUAGUACUCAUUCACGACCAAAACCACCGGUAUCAAUUCCAAUUAAUCUCGAUAGAAAAGAUUCGAAUACAUCAAAUACAGAUCUUAGCAGAACACAAAGACGUUCGGAUGAUAAUCGUUAUGUUUCUCCAAAUAGCCAACGGCGAAAUAUUCCCGUUUCUGUUUUUGCACCAGCUAAACUUGAUAAUAAACGUCCAGCACCUGCACCACCAAUAUCAAAUUUUGAAUCUCAAAAUCAAACAUUUUAUACAUCUCGUUCAUUAACAAAUGAUAAUAAUAAUAAUAAUAAUUCUACAAUGAAAAUAAAUGAAAAUCAAAUGAAUAAAAAAUUAUCAUCAACAAACUCAGGCAUUAAAACACCAACAAAUAUUGUUAUGAAUGAUUUUACACUUGCAACCGAUAAACAAGAUAAUAAUAAAAAGAUGAACGUAUUUGAACGACUUUUUCGUGGUAAUAAGAAAAAAAAUUAA